Molecule: messenger RNA, 1728 nt
Organism: Asterias rubens (European starfish)
Lineage: Eukaryota; Metazoa; Echinodermata; Asteroidea; Forcipulatida; Asteriidae
Product: mucin-5AC-like
Exons: 2
Coding region: 1-1728 (575 amino acids)
Source: RefSeq, a predicted model, not a curated record
AUGGGGCUCUCCGCAGCGCUAGCCCGUACAGCUCUCGUUACGAUACUGGUCUGUGUCUGUUUGAGGCCCGGUGUUAUAGCACGGCCUCUGUCUAACUCUUUUUCAGUAUCGGCGAGUGAAUCCGCUGAGCAACAUCAAAGAGCCGACUUUGACUUUGUGAAACAACUUCUCCACGAGCGCCAUGCAGCCAACCAAGAGAACACCAUCAAAGAUAGAGUUUUCACAAAUGUUGACGACGGAGCCUACGUCACAGAAGCAGACUACGGCCAUCCAGAGAAGCGUGAAUGGGUAACAUGGCCAUUGGGUGACCAUAGUCAGCAAGACUCGAAUGAGAACCAUGAUCAUGACCAUGAUGGUCAUCAAUGCCAUUGCAUGCAUACCAAGCCAUCUACUGAGAAACCGACGCCUACUAAAGGGCUUCCAUGGGGUCCGGAUCCAACACAUCCAAGACCACAAACUACGAAACCACUACCAUGGGGACCUGACCCAACUGUUCCCAGAGCAAAGACUACGAAACCGUUUCCAUGGGGCCCGGAUCCAACACCUUCGAGACCAGCGACUUCAAAGAAGACAACUACCAUGGAACCGGAACCCACCACUACCAAACGUCUUACAACAACCCGUAGAACAACAACUACCCCGGAACCCACCACUACCAAGCGUCUUACAACAACACGUAGAACAACAACCCCGGAACCCACCACGACCAAGCGUCUUACAACAACACGUAGAACAACAACCCCGGAACCUACCAAGCGUCUUACAACAACUCGUAAAACAACCCCAGAACCGGAACCCACCACUACCAAACGUCUUACAACAACCCGUAGAACAACAACCCCGGAACCCACCACGACCAAGCGACUAACAACAACCCGUAGAACAACAACAACCCCGGAACCCACCACGACCAAGCAACUAACAACAACUCGUAGAACAACAACUGCCCCGGAACCUACAACUACCAAGCGCCUUACAACAACAACAUUGGCACCGAGACCCACCACUGCUUUAAUUCCGACAACUCGGCGUCCCUGGAUACCUUGGCACCCGGAACCAAGUGAUAGUUCCGAGAGCGGAUCAUGUGAAGAUUCAGACAGUAAGAUGAGUAAAGGCAAAGGUAGCCAUAGCCAUAAGCACAGCCAUAACCAUAGCGCUAGCCACAACCAUAGUCACAACCACUGUAAGGGAAGCAAAAGUAAAGGAGGCAAAAGCAGUAAAGGAAGUAAAAGUAAAGGAAAGGGAAGUAAGAGUAAAGGAAGCAAGAGCAAGGCUUCGGGAAGCAUGAGUAAAGGAAAGGGAAGUAAGAGUAAAGGAAAAGGAAGUAAAAGUAAAGGAAGUAAGAGCAAGGCUUCGGGAAGCAUGAGUAAAGGAAAGGGAAGUAAAAGUAAAGGAAAGGGAAGUAAAAGUAAAGGAAGUAAGAGCAAGGCUUCGGGAAGCAUGAGCAAAGGAAAGGGAAGUAAAAGUAAAGGAAAGGGAAGUAAAAGUAAAGGAAGUAAGAGCAAGGCUUCGGGAAGCAUGAGCAAAGGAAAGGGAAGUAAGAGUAAAGGAAAAGGAAGUAAAAGUAAGGGAAAGGGAAGUAAAAGUAAAGGAAAAGGAAGUAAGAGUAAAGGAAAAGGAAGUAAGAGUAAAGGAAAAGGAAAAAAGAGCAAAGGAGGGAAAGGCAAACGUGAUGUUCGUGAUUUAAUUUUCCCGCCUGUUUGGCGUCCAGUUGCCCUACCAGAGUGA